AUGGGUAAGAGAGUGCUACUGUUCAACAUCUCGAGCGAGUUCCAGCUGAAGUCGCUGCUGGGCGAGGGAGCGUACGGGGUUGUCUGUUCUGCAGUCCACAAGCCAACGGGCGAGGUGGUCGCGAUCAAGAAAAUAGAGCCGUUCGACAAACCGCUGUUUGCGCUUCGAACGCUCAGAGAGAUAAAGAUCCUCAAACACUUCCAGCACGAGAACAUCAUCUCGAUAUUCGACAUACAGAGACCGGACUCGUUUGAAAACUUCAAUGAGGUGUACAUCAUCCAGGAGAUGAUGCAGACAGACCUGCAUCGCGUGAUCGCGACGCAGCAGCUCACAGACGACCACAUCCAGUACUUCAUAUACCAGACGCUGCGCGCGGUCAAGACGCUGCACGGCUCGAACGUGAUCCACAGAGAUCUCAAGCCGUCCAACCUGCUCAUCAACGCGAACUGCGAUCUCAAGAUAUGCGACUUCGGACUUGCGCGCAUCGCGAACGGGCGCGAGUCGGACCCGAACUGCGGGCUCACCGAGUACGUCGCGACGCGGUGGUACCGCGCGCCAGAAGUGAUGCUCACCGCGGCAAAGUACAGCAAAGCCAUGGACAUCUGGUCGUGCGGAUGCAUCCUCGCAGAGCUGUUCCUCAAGAGGCCGAUAUUCCCGGGAAAAGACUACAGGCACCAGCUGAUGCUGAUCUUCGGGGUGCUCGGCACGCCGCGCGGCAGAGACCUGCUGUCCGUGCAGUCGAAGCGGGCGCGCGAGUACAUCAACACGCUGCCCCGCUACGACAGGAUCCCGCUGAAAAAGCUGUUUCCGAACGUGAACCCGCUCGGCCUGGAUCUGCUGCACCGGAUGCUGCUGUUCGAUCCGCGCGAGCGGAUCACCGCGCGCGACGCGCUCGCGCAUCCGUACCUGCGCACGUACCACGACGCGGCAGACGAGCCCGAGGGCGAGGUCAUCCCGCCCAGUUUCUUCGACUUUGACCAGCAGAAGGACGUGCUCACCACCAAGGACGUGCUCACCACCAAGGACCUCAAGAAGCUGCUCUGGAACGAGAUCUUUAUGUAG
Molecule: messenger RNA, 1062 nt
Organism: Torulaspora globosa
Lineage: Eukaryota; Fungi; Ascomycota; Saccharomycetes; Saccharomycetales; Saccharomycetaceae
Gene: FUS3
Product: mitogen-activated serine/threonine-protein kinase FUS3
Exons: 1
Coding region: 1-1062 (353 amino acids)
Biological process (GO): protein phosphorylation; intracellular signal transduction
Cellular component (GO): cytoplasm; nucleus
Molecular function (GO): MAP kinase activity; ATP binding
Source: RefSeq, a predicted model, not a curated record